GCGAGGCAUUCGCUGCCAUGGAAGAGAUAGCCUUUGCUGCCACUCCCGUAACGAUGUUGCAAUACUUACACGGAGCAAGUGUGGACGCCGCGCAGCACCCAAGUGACACAUUGAAAGAAGACCGAGACGCCGGCAGAGAACAAGGGGACGGCAAGACAGCGACGGCAAAGGAAGUCGCCAUGAAAGCGGAUCCAGGUGAGGUUCAUCCCACUGUCGAUCAAUCCACUGGAAGCAAGUUCGAGUUGACUGACUAGCUAGCUAGCUAGCUGGCUGACCGACUGUCACAGCACCCAGAUAAGCAUACGUCUAUGUCGAGGUAUCUUCCAGUCAAGGACGGAUAUUCCGCAGGC
Messenger RNA from Paraphaeosphaeria sporulosa, 350 nucleotides. RefSeq lists its product as uncharacterized. The record is from RefSeq and is a predicted model, not a curated record. NCBI's taxonomy places the organism in Eukaryota, Fungi, Ascomycota, Dothideomycetes, Pleosporales, Didymosphaeriaceae. The coding region runs from base 18 to 254 and encodes 78 amino acids. The transcript has a single exon.